Engraulis encrasicolus (European anchovy) is the source of this 2648-nucleotide messenger RNA. RefSeq names its product histamine N-methyltransferase (gene hnmt). The coding region runs from base 167 to 1045 and encodes 292 amino acids. Lineage: Eukaryota; Metazoa; Chordata; Actinopteri; Clupeiformes; Engraulidae. The record is from RefSeq and is a predicted model, not a curated record. Gene Ontology annotation, molecular function: N-methyltransferase activity. The transcript is spliced from 7 exons.
AGCGCUGACAGAAUCUGGAGCACAACAGAAGAUUUCACAAUGCUUGCCGACAGACAUCGUUGACACACAAGGGUAGACUACGUGUACAUGUUCAUAGUCUGCUCACUUGAAAGCCUAAUUCAUUUACUUAUUCAGCGCACAACUAGUGUAUGCAGUCUACGUUCAGAUGGCAUCACCAUUCCGGUCCCUGGUAGAGGAUGAGACCAGAUACAACACGUCAUUCCAGUUGUUUCUGGAGCGCUCCUCUGAACACCAAUGCAUGCAAGAUUUCAUCCAUGGGGUUUUGCCUGACAUAUUUGCCAAAGUUGGAAAGGACAAAAGCAGUCUGAACGUCCUUGGUGUGGGCAGUGGGGCAGGUCAGAUAGAUCUGCAGAUGUUCUCACAGAUGCGUCAGAAGCUUCCAGAGAUCACAGUGAACAAUGAGGUGGUGGAACCCAGUGGAGACAUGCUCUUCAAGUACAAGGUGUUGGUGUCGAAAACACCUAACCUCGACUACAUAACCUUCAACUGGAAUAAGAUGACUGCCUCCGAAUUCGAGACCCACUGGAAAGAGCAAAAGCUGGAGAAGAAGUUUGACUUCAUCCACAUGAUCCAGAUGCUGUACUAUGUCAAAGAUCCCAGUGCCACAGUGCGCUUCUUCAAGAGCCUGCUGAGGGACACUGGAAAGCUGGUCAUCAUUCUUGUGUCAGGCCAAAGUGGAUGGGGGAGGUUGUGGAGGACAUACAGAGCGCAGCUCUGCAACACGGAGAUCAGUCAGUGCGUCACCACGGGGGACAUCCGAGACUUCCUGGACGGCCAGGCCAUGGCCUACAAGAGCUACGUGCUGCCGUCCCAGAUGGACAUCACAGAGUGCUUCACGCAGGGUGACGAGAAGGGCGAGCUGCUGCUGGACUUCCUGACCGAGGUCAUCGAGUUCAGCAAGAAUGCCUCUCCCGAGCUGAAAGAGGGCGUCAUGGCGUUGCUCCGCCACCCUGACUGCAGCUCCGAGCAGGACGGGAAAGUCAUAUUCAACAACAACCUGGAGGUGCUAGUUCUAGACCCUUAGGGUGGUGUUAAUUUAUCCGAGUGGUUCUUAACCUUUUGUUCUUAAAGCACCCGCUUACCUGUGCCCAAGACAAGCCACGCACCCCCAACCCAAACUUCUACACGUGUAUACAUACUAAAAAAUUAUGUAAGUGAUUAAUUACGAUGAUUCUUCCUUGAGACAUUAAUCAAUACUCUAAUCAAAUAAAGUGGGGACCAAAACAUGCUUUAAUUUGGAGUUUGAUUUGAACAAAUUAGGAUGUUCCCGAGCAGAAUUUCAGGCACAACCUCAACGCAAAUAAAAUUCUGUGCACCCCCUAUCUCUGGCACACCCCCAGGAGGUUAAGAACCACAGAUCUAUCCUACCAUCCUCACUGCAUUACUCACUUUGUAAAUGACCUGGGUCUGUCAUUGAAGUUUAAGUAUGAAGUGCAUUUUUUAUAUUGUCUAAGUAAUUGAUACUUGUUCUCACGUGAUGAUACAGUACUUGAUUGAUAAUUGAUAUGAGAAUCUCAACUGCAUAGUUUCUGGUGGUCUUCUUACUUUAAAUGUAAAGGUCAUGCAAUCAACCUUACACAAAUGCACAGUCAUGAUUAUACUUCAAAAACAUGUUGUUAACAGGAGUAUAGUGGUUAAAUAUUACCUGGCAUCAACUGAUAAACCCAAUAUGGAGGUAGAGUUUAAUGAUUAUUAGCUGCGUAUUGCCUUGGUGAAGCACAUAUGCUCAUAUCAAGAUCAGUUUGUUAACAGUUAAUUGUUCCAUUUUUAGUCGUUAUCUCAACAAUUUGCCACAUGCUUAUAUAUUACGUAGGUCACCAUUUCCAAAUGACUGUCGCAGGUCAGACCCGAAGGUGCCUUUUUUAGUGUAACUAUGUGUAUCAAAUCAACAUGUAAUAUUGUGUGCUUACACUGUAUAUGCCUAAACUUAAACCUAACCCUGAGGAACAGAGUGUGCACAUCAUGUUACAUGAUGUUGUUACACUGUACCUAAUCAAUGUAACAAGGUCCGUAAAUACAGUGAAGUGAAUUCAAUUCACUUUCCAUUUACUGAAGUGUAGUUUCACCAAAUUAUGGUCUCAAAACACGGUAUGCGCAAGAAUAGGUGAGGCACAGGCCUGCCGUGGCCUUUAAAGGUGGGGCACUGGCUUACUACACCGGCGACCCGGGUUCAGAUCUGGCCCGGGUCAAUUGCCAGACCUUCCCCGUCUCUAUCUCCCCACUCGUUUCCUGUCGCACUGUCACUGUCCUGUCUCAAAUAAAGCACAAACCCCCCACCCCAACAAAUCUUUAAAGGGACACUGUGCAGGAAAUGGUCAAAAAAGGUACUGCAACUAUGCUGCUCAUUGAAACUGGGCUGCCUAUUUCCAAAUUUGAUCUUUACAUGAAAGUUUACUAAGUAAUAAACAAAUAUUUUCUAGUCUGGACCAAUUACAUUCAUUUUUGCAGCUAAAAUGGCUAUUUUAGGAAAUUCAAAAUGGCGGACCAUGGAGAAGAUCCCCCUUUUCAUGUAUGAAAAGCGCAAUUUUUUCAGUCAUAAUGAAUACUUUGAAUUUUAUGGCAGUGGUAAGUAUUCAUGAAAAAGGUAACACUAGUGAGUGGGCAGCAUGAAUUCUGGAAAUAAACAA